AUCUGCUGGCCUUCCCUCAGAGAGAGGCUGGAUGGUCUUUAGCCUGUAGUCUGGCUUUAAUAUAGUGAGGGUGCACUAAGAUUACUCAGGGAGGAGCCAAAAAGCAUCAAGCAUGUUUGCUUCGGAUCACCUGAAGAUUCAUGGCUUCAGCAGUUCAGGGAGAUUUCUCACCACUUACAGGAAGGACUAUGGAGCCCUCAGGGAGCGCUAUCCACAGCUGAACUCCAGCUCAACUGAGGUUGAGCGAGCACCUUCAUUUACCGGCCCGCUACAGCCUCCUUCUUCUUCCUUCCUCCCUGCCCGCGUGCCUUCAUCUGACAUCCGCACAACUUCCAUUUCCCUGGCAACUCAGGAUGUUGCCUCCAUCCUGUCAGAAGACCAGACACAGGAUGCAGGAGUUGCCGGGGAUGCUCAGCGCUUACUUGGUAAAGAGGGCGAAGCACAGUGUCAUCAUGGAUAUGUUGAAAAUGUGUGGCAGCAGCAGGAGGCAAAAGACACGAAGACUGAGAUUAUCUACAAGGAAGGUGUGGUUGCGGUGUCUUCCUCCGAUGGUCUGCCCAGCUGUAAUGAUUUUUUAAUACAUUUACUCAAAGAAAACGGACUGCAGCACCUGCUCGACACUCCUUCAGGCUGGACUCCUGUUGUCACAAACAAAGAUGAUAAACAUUGGGACAAGAGCGCCCACCUGUGGGUCUGGAGCACCCCCUUACUUCAGAAUCCUACAGUUCAGUGCAGUCGCUGUGCAAGAGGACCUGAGUGCUUUGAGCUGAAAACCAUCUGUCAGAGCAGCGCCCUGCCUCAGGCCCGUGUGCAGCCGGCAACUUACCACACAGAGGCCAGGAGGAAGUUGCUGUAAACCAAGUACCAGUCCAACUAUGGGUCUAAACUACAGAGCGCUCAAAGGAAUCUCUAUAUUCAGCAGGAUGGCUUUUCCAAUCAUCGUCCACCUUGCCACUGGUCUUCAGUCUGAAUCUUGACUCAAUAUAGAUUAAAAUUAGA
Archocentrus centrarchus (flier cichlid) is the source of this 999-nucleotide messenger RNA. RefSeq lists its product as uncharacterized. The record is from RefSeq and is a predicted model, not a curated record. Lineage: Eukaryota; Metazoa; Chordata; Actinopteri; Cichliformes; Cichlidae. Bases 113 to 856 code for a protein of 247 amino acids. The transcript has 8 exons.